This is a messenger RNA of Lachancea sp. 'fantastica', 621 nucleotides long. The record is from the annotation of a GenBank genome assembly. Lineage: Eukaryota; Fungi; Ascomycota; Saccharomycetes; Saccharomycetales; Saccharomycetaceae.
AUGGUUGCUUCUAGUUCCAACGGUGCAGGAGACGCAACUUCGCUCGAUCAGGAUUUAUACGAACUCAGACGGAGUAAGUUUUCGGACAAGGCUGUUCAGGAAAUUAGCGACUGGAUAUUCAUUACGGUGCUAAAGGAAAAGUCCAAUACUCGCGAUGCAGCUCAGCUCUUAGACACUCUUAAAGACGGCACUGUGUUGUGUCAGCUGGCAAACACUAUAAUACAAGGUGACUCUGCCUAUUACAAGCCGCUGAAAUAUAAAGCUUCAAAAAUGCCAUUUGUGCAGAUGGAGCAGAUCUCUCAAUUUUUGUCAUUUGCGAGGCUCUAUGGCGUGCCCGAAGACGAGCUUUUCCAAACUGUGGACUUAUUCGAGGAAAAAGAUCCCGCUUCUGUUUUCCAAACCCUUAUAUCAUUAUCGCGCUAUGCUAACAAAAGACAUCCUCAAGAGUUCCCGGUCAUUGGACCACAAUUAGCGACUAAAAGGCCACGGCCCCCAAAGGCUGCAAAACCAGCGCAUCUGCAAGCAGCGCAGUGGAAUGCAAUGGAAUACGGGUCAAUGAAAGGCGCCUCGCAGUCUACCGAGGGCGUUGUUUUUGGCCAAAGAAGAGAUAUCGCCGGAUGA